Messenger RNA from Danaus chrysippus (African queen), 1536 nucleotides. NCBI's taxonomy places the organism in Eukaryota, Metazoa, Arthropoda, Insecta, Lepidoptera, Nymphalidae. The record is from the annotation of a GenBank genome assembly.
AUGAUGCUGAAUAAUCGACGCAAUUUUGUCUUUAGAGUGAGUAUCGUGAUUAACAUCGCCGUACUAUUGUACGCUGCGAUGCAUUUAUCUAGUAGCAGUACCCCAGGUGUUGAAUGGAUGCCAAUGACGGUAGAGGGAUCUGAGAGAAGUGCAGAAUUCCGGUAUAUUAAUAGAGAGGAGAGCCGAAAUGAAACGGACACGAGACCGCCGGAUUCCAGUGUAAGAAACUUUGAGGAGUCGACAUCACAGAAGACUCCCUCUACCAUGCCCACUACGAACAAAACAACUUCCAGUACCGCGUCGGUGCCAGAAUUAGAAAAGAAAAUAAACAGUGUUCUGCCCGAACCCGACUCAUCAAAUGGUACGGCUUUGGAAAUAGACGAUGAGGACGCCCUAGCUCCAGCAACACUCUCAUAUCUUCGAACAUUAUUGAAUUGUAAUGAUAGAGAUAUGCUGCCGCAGACAUUGCAACGCGGAGAUUAUUGGGUUUUGAAGAAUUUCGUUCGUGCGGAUCACGGUUUCAUCAUGUGCCAUGAAUCUAUAACCUACACAACACACGCUGGUUUCGAGUUUCUAGAUAACGUCCAGCCUCUAGUUGAAAGAUGGAUGGCCCCAGUGAGUCUUGCGAUUCACGCGCCGGGUACCGAUAUGGCCCCCACUGUGAAUAGCAUCAGAUACCUGAGGGAUUGUCUCGGGAACGAGCUCAUCAAACAGUUCGUCACCUUCCACGUGUUCUUUUCACAUAAAAACGUUCCCACUAGUAUACCAAACCCGGAAACGUUCCUCCAGAUCCCGUACAAUUGCUCAGGCAAGCCGCCAUAUAAUGUGAAUGCUAGCUCAACUUAUAUGAAAGCGAAGAAUCUUUUGUAUCCAGUGAACGUGGCUCGCAACAUCGCCAGGGAGGCUGCUGUCACACAUUAUAUAUUGCCAUCAGAUAUAGAGCUGUAUCCUAGUCCUAAUUUAGUACCUAGGUUCCUAAAUAUGAUAGCUAGAAACGCUAAACCGCUAAGCACCUCCACUAAACCCAGAGUAUUUCCGAUAAGCAUAUUUGAAGUCGGUGAAAAGGUUCAAGUGCCAUCGACAAAGACGGAGCUUCGGGCUAUGUUAGCUAACAAGACGGCUAUCCCGUUCCAUAAAUUCGUCUGUCCCAAUUGUCACAACAUACCCGAGGGUCAGAAAUGGAUGAACACACCAGAAACUAAUCGUAUGGACGUUUUUCAUGUUGGCAAGCGACGUGGUAAAUUCGUUCAUUGGGAGCCUAUUUUCAUCGGAACCCACCAGGACCCUUAUUAUGAUGAGCGGCUCAGCUGGGAAGGGAAGAAGGAUAAGAUGACACAAGGAUAUAUCCUCUGCGUCAAGGACUAUGACUUCAUGAUAUUGAAUAACGCAUUCCUCAUCCACAAACCUGGUAUCAAACACUAUGUAAAGAAUCCCAAGAGAGACGCCAUCGCUGGCCGACAGUCGUUGCUUAUCAAAAGUAUUAUCAUGCCGCAAUUAAAAGCUCUCUUUGGGGCGAGGAGCGGGUGUGCUCUGUGA